AUGGGUUAUAGUAAGCUGUGUCUGUUACUGCUGCUGAGCAGCUACACGCUGGCUCAGGAUGGCAGGGACGAUAACGAACAAACUUCAUGGUGUCAGAUGGGGUCCAGAUUCAAGGCCCAUAGGAAGUAUUUGUACCAGUACACUGCAGAGAGCAGAAACGGAGUGGUGGGCACCGCCAACCUGAGGAACGGCCCGAAAGUCUCCUGUGAGGUUGAGAUUGAAGUCCCUCAGACGUGCAGAUUCAUCAUGCACACCCGGGACUGCGCUCUCAGCGAGGUGUCCGUCAUGGAUCCGCAGGGCCAGCCGGUCUACAGGCCUGCCAGCGGCUCUGACGCCUUCAAGGCCGCCAUGGAAAAGAGCCCUCUGAAGUACAUUGUGGAUGAUGCCAUCGGAGUUGAACUCUUCCCUGAGACGGACGAGCCGGUCAACAUCCUCAACAUAAAGAGAGGAAUCAUUUCAGCACUCGUGGUGCCGCUCCUGGAGGAGAGUCAGAAUAAACUCAUGAGCACCGUGCAUGGCCAGUGUUUGUCACACUACCACGUAAAUGAGAUGAGGGAUAUCGCCACAGAUGUGAGCGUGUCCAGAUCUCUGUCCAACUGCGACCAGUUCAACAGCAGGGAAUCAGCCAACAGUCCUCUGGCCCUGCUACAGAAACUGCAUCGGCCCAUCUCUAAUCUGAUCAGGGGCACACAAACCUGCAACUACCAGUUUGACAACAAGGGGAAGCACAUCACGACAGCCACCUGCCAUGAAAAACACACCUACCUGAUCUUCUCUCAUGAGGAGAAUGGAUUAUCAUCAAUGGUGACCCAGGACCUCAGCUUCCAAAACUCCAAAAGGAUCAACAACAGAGUGUUUGAUUUGAACCUUCAAAGCAAGCCACUGCACUUUGAAGACCCCGAUGAUAAAGCUCCACUCCAGACGAAGGACGCUGUCCUGAGCACCCUGAGGGACCUCAUGGAUCUUGCAGGCACAGAUCAGGGUGACAAGAGGACCAGUCUCUUUCAUAAGCUGGUGUCCGGCCUGCGCGUGCUGAGGAACGAGACCCUGAGCCCGAUGGUCACGGAGAUGAUAGGUGCGUCCCCCUGGCUCACCUGGCAGGCCCUGCUCCAGUGUGGGACCCCUGAGUGCACCAGUGCCAUCAUGCAGGCCAUCUGGGCCUUAGAUGGAGUGUCGCUGGAGGUGGACGCUCUGGUCUACGGUCUGAGUCUGCAGGCUAACCCUGAUGCUGCACGAGUCCAAGAUAUGCUCAGCAUGGCUCAGUAUAGGCAGAGCAGAGCUGUCAUGUACGCUCUAGCCAACACGGUCAAGAUGUUCCAUGAAGGAGAGGUUACUCCAGUGGUCUCAGAUGUGUCAAAGUUUAUGGAAACCCUUUUGAACGACUGCUCCGGAGAAAUCCUCGAUAAUGACUCUGACUUUCCCGCUGACCCUGAAGAGCUGUCCUUCCUUGUACUGAAGGUUGUUGGUGUCAUGGGGCGAGCCAUGCAAGAUGUCAGCCCCAGCCUGAUCUCCUCGAUUUUGCGGUGUGCUACAAAAACAGAGACUACGUUGUCAAACCAAAAGGCAGCCUUACAGGCCUUACGGCUGAUGGAUAUUAAUGAUGAGGUCAAAAGAGUUCUAGCGCAAGUGUACAUGGACACUCAGAGCCCCGUUGAAAAACGAGUCGCAGCCUACCUGAUCCUGAUGAAGAACCCAGACCAGGACUUGGUCAGAGACGUUGUGACGAGUUUGGAGAACCUAAACGAUGAUCACCUGUUGAGCUUUGUGGUCUCCCACCUGAAAAACAUCCACAAAUCCAACAAUCCACAAAUGAAAGAACUCAAGGAGUACAUUGAGUUGGCCUUGCAAAAACAGACAGUACCUGAUGGCUUGACACAGAACUACAAACUGGACUCUCCGCUGGGCUCAGUCCAGACUAACAUCAUCCUCGACAACAUGAACACCUUACCAAAGGAGGUGAUGCUGGAGACCACUCUGAAGGUUUUUGACUACACGUAUGACAUCUUUGAGGUUGGCGUUGACGGAACUGGAUUUGAACCAACAAUUGAAGCCCUCUUUGGAGAAAACGGUUUCUUUCCGGACUCCAUCUCAAAAGUCAUGUACUGGGCUGGUGACAGAGCACAGAUGCUCCGAGAAACUUUGGACAGAUUGGCCCCCAACAAAGACAGAAUGAAGAGACAGGUUCCAGAUAAUCUCCUGAAGGAAAUCACAGCCGGUGUCCAGAAGCUUUUGCGUGACCUGAGUUCCUCUCCGACCCCUGAAGCUGUUGCCUACCUUCGGCUUCUGGGAAAUGAGAUCGGAUAUUUAAAGCCCGGCGACAUGAGAAAGAUGACUGAGACUCUGUUCAUGUACUUCCAUUUUUUUGGCAGGAUACAGCCUUUCAAUAUCCUUUCUGCACUGACAUCCAGCACUGAAAAUGAAGUCUUUGCACACUACAUCUUCAUGGAAAAUUCCUUCUCUCUGCCCACCGCCGCCGGCUUUCCUCUGAAGUUCUCCAUGGCAGGUGUGUUCGCACCUGGUGCCAAAGGCGGCCUGACUCACUCCCGGGCUAACAGAAUGUCUGAAUUGUCCUUCAUGCCGUCAGUCGGGCUUGAAUUCAUCACACAAAUGGGCGUGCACAUUCCUGACUAUGUGGAGGCGAGGCUUGAUAUGCACACUAAUAUGUAUCAUGAGAGUUCCCUCCAUGCUAAGGUCACCACCAACAGUAACCAGAUGAAACUGUCCUUCCCUGCUCCGAAGUCAAACACUCAGCUGCUCAGUUUUAGCAACAAGGUGUUAUCAGUCUCCUCUGGUCAGGCUAAAAUAGUGCCCUCUCUGGUGGAGGACAGGACUGACUCGACUGACUGCCAGCCCCUGAUCAGUGGUCUUAAACUCUGCACGUUAGCACGCUACUCAAAUGCUACUUCCACUGACCAGGCGCCAUAUUACCCCCUGACUGGAGAAACCAAGUUUGCUGUUGAAAUUCAGCCCACAGGACAAAUUUCAGAGUACACUGCCACCAUCACUCAAGGAACGCUCAGAGAGGGUAAAAAGGGGCGUAAUAAAGUAGAAUACCUGAAGCUAACCCUAAAGGCAGAAGGGGAUGAUUCAAUGGAGGCCACUGCAUCUCUGAAAUACAACUACAAUAAGAACACCAUCACCACUGAGGUUGUCAUUCCCGACUACGAUGUGGAAGCCGGCAUCAAGCUGGCUGUAACUGACAGUGAGGCUGAAGGAAAGAUGAUGCGGGGUAUCACCAUUGAUGUCACCAACAAGAACAUCCCACAGCUCAGUCUUGUUGGACGCACAAGGCUCAACAUGAUGAAGGACGCCAUGCUGCAACUCCAGAUGGUCAUCCCCUCUCUGCAGGCUGAUGCCUCCAUCACUGCCACCCUGAAGAAGGAUGAGGACAUAAUCAUGGACUUAGAGACAGUCAUCAACCUUCCUGAGACAUCUUCUCAACAGAAAGCAACCCUCAAAUACGAUCAAGACAAGUUGGAACUGGAACUGAAUUCAGACCUGAGUUCAGAGAUUCAGAAACUGAUCCCAAAUAUAGAAGAUCAUCACAGGCAGCUGCAACAGCUCAUAGAUCAAAUCCUGGACCAGAAAGUGGCAAAGACGGAUAUGAAACUGCGUCACAUUGUCACCAAACUAAUUGAGGCCGGUGAUAUAUGGCUGGGAAAAUUAUCAGACCGCGUCCCCUAUCUCGCAAACCUGCGAAGUAAGAGGAGCAUCUCAGAUCUCACCUUGCCAGCUCUGCCUGAGAAAUUGUUUCUUCAGAUUGACAGCUUGUUUCGAUACCAGUUCAACAAGGAUAGGAUAGCCAUCUCGCUUCCUCUUCCACACGGAGGCAAAAAGUCAGAAGAACUGAACAUCCCAGACACUUUAUCCAUGCCUGCCAUAAAUUUACCAGAAAUAGGCUUAUAUGUCCCUGCGAAAAACUACCCAAUACCAUCAUUCACCAUACCCCCUACUCUGGAUUUCACUGUCCCUCUUCUCGGCCUGGCUGAAGCGUCAACCAAGAUCAACAGCAACUUUUACAGCUGGGAGGGCUCGGUCUCUGGGGGCAACAACACUGUUGAUGUACAAAACUACAUUGCACAGUACAAGGCCAUAGCCCAAUCACCUUUCAACCUACUAUCGUACAAACUCGAAGGAACUGGGAUGAUGUCUGGAAAAGCUGAUGAAAAUUUCAAGUAUCUCCUGAAUAACUCCUUUAGCCAUAGCCUCAUUGACACAAGCUUCAGUGUCAUAGAAUCCGCGACAAGACUGCCAAACAAGUUUAAUGCCAGAGCCAACUAUAAGAUUGAAGUCUCUAGUCCAGUAGGCCUGCAAGCCUCUCUCUACUACUCUGCUCAGUCCACUUCUACAGAUUCAGAUGAAGUUUAUGGAGAUGGCACAUGGGAUGGGUCGCUGAAAAUAGGUUCGUUCGUCACCAACACCUCCUACACAAACAGUUACAACCUGCGUCCACUAGAUGGAGAGGGGAGAGGAGAGUCCACACUUCACUUCAACUCGCCAUUCAUCCAAGUUCACAACAUGAUCCAAGGAGUCUACGCAAACUCUGAGUUGAAUAUAUUGUCCAAAACCAACACCCAAGAUGACAUCCUCAAGCAUGUCGCAGAGCUCAAGUACAAAGAUUCCCAACUAACCGUUAAGUGCAACGCUGUGGCCCAAACCAUGGGUAAAUCACUCAAUAACAAAGUUGAGCUUGGUGUGUCCAGCGUAAUGGCCAUCCUCAGAAUUGAGUCACAGGCAGAUGAUGACCAAAACAGGGUAUACUCACUUAUAACAGGAUCCCUGGGUUCAAAUGGACUUGAGGUAAACUCUGAGGGUUCCCUCACUUCUGACACAGGUCGUGGAUUGCACAAGGCUUCUGUCAUGAUUACCGGAAGUGGUUUGACCACCAGUGGAACCAACAGCAUUCAGUGCAGUCCAGUUACAGUAGAGAAUAUCUACAAUGGGGCGAUAGACAACAAUGGAGCAACCAUGUCCUCCAUGACCAAAGCUAUGGCUGAGGAGAGCAAAGGAGAGCUGAACAUUGAGGGUAAAAUUACAGCUUCGGAAGCCUCUUUGUUUGGUGUCCUGAAGGGCCAUGCUUAUGAUGCAACCACAAGAAACAACAUGAAUAUUGCACUGAACCGAAGGGGGCUAACCUUUACUGGCAACUCCAUGGGAAGAAUGAAUCAGAUGAGUACAGAAAAUAGCCACUCGUUGACCCUCACUCUGUGGACCCUGGCCCUUCAGUCUAAGACUGACAACUUCAUCUGUGAAGAUGUUUACUACAAGCAAGACACCAAGGUUGAUAUGAAGCUGUUUGUUAUGUCCUUUGAUAUGACGAAUGACUUGAAGUUUUAUGAAGCCGGCUUGAUCAAUGAAGGCCACAUGAGACUUGAGCCAACUAAGAUGGAUCUGAGUGGAAGUGUCAAGGGAGCCUAUCGAGAUGAUAACAUUAAGAACACUUAUGAACUCAGCUAUGACAACCUGGCAGCUACAAUAAAAAACAGCCUUUCUGGAAAUAUAAUGGAUGCUCAGCUAAGUCACAACUGUGAAUUUGAAAUUGCCGGACUUUCCUCCACGUCGAUCUGUGAAACAAGAUUAAAUUCUGAGCCUCUGCGUUUUGACAGCACUCUACGUACCAUGGCACUGCCUUUUAGCUUUACUAUCGAUGCUAUUGUCAACAGUGAUGGUGAGAUAAAUCUACAAGGGAAGCACACCGGACAGCUGUACAGCAAACUUUUGGUUAAAGCUGAGCCCCUUGCUCUUGGAUACUCACAUGACAGCCGGGUAUCAACCACACAUACGCUUCCCUGGGGGUUGUCUUCCACUAAUUUAGACAACAAAUUUGAAGGACUUCUGACACCAAGUGACCAAUUUCUUACAUGGAAUUUAAAAUCUAAACUCAACGAGCAUGCUUACAGCCAGGACAUCAAUGCUUACAAUAAUCCUGAGAAAAAUGGAUUUGAGUUUUCAGGAGUAUUGUUAACAGACAUUUUCAACAAGUUUAGCAGGGAAAGGAGAUCCCCUCCAGAAAAAAUCAGUAUGGUGGGUUUCCUCAAGUAUGACAAGAAUAGUGACUGCCAUAUCAUUGAGAUCCCGUUUAUUGAGAGCUUUCCUGCUGCCUUUGAGCAUCUCAAGAACACACUUGUACAAGCCUUAGAAUCCUUUCAACAAAACAUCAAUAAUUUAGAUAUUGAUCAGUUAAUCUCAGACUUCAGAGCCAAGUUAGAUCGGCUACCAUCGCAAGUGAGUGACUUCAUGCGAGAAAUGGACCUGGAGAAUAAAGUGAAUAGAGUAAAAGCGACACUAUCUUAUUUGAUUGAUGAGUUUUCAAUAUCAAUGGAUGACUUGGAGGUUGCGAUGGAAGACUUAAAAAAGAAGUUGGAAAGUACAGCGAUGGACAUUGUCACCAGUGUAAGAGGUCUAAUCCUCAAUGGCGAACAUCUUGCGGAGAAGGUAAAAAAUGUAGUUUCACAGAUUGAAAACACACUUCAAGAAUUUGAUGACAAGUACAAUAUAAAGCAGUCACUUCUCAAAAUACUUGAUGCCAUUGAUGACAUUAUCAGACAGAUUGAUUUACAGAAGCUUUCGGAAAGCAGCGCUGAGUGGCUGAAAGAGCUUGAUUCUAAAUAUGGGAUUUUGGAGAAAAUCAGAGACAAACUGUCAGAGUUUAAACAGCUCAUUGAGGACUUUGACAUCAACAGGUUUUUUGAAGACAUAAAGAAUUACCUUCUCUCAAUCGAUUUUGCAUUGUAUGCUGAGCAACUUUCCUCUAAAAUCUCCUCUUCGGAGAUGGCAAAAGUUUUUGAUUCCAUGAAUGACGUUAUUGUCAACUGGAUUGAUGAAUACGAAAUCCCCAACAAACUGAACACAGUGUAUUCUUACUUUAGGGACUUACUUGUAAAGUACAAGCUUGAUGAAAAAUUUAAAGACCUCAUGGAUCAGAUGUUGAUUCUCAUUGAGGGAUUCAAAAUUGAUGAGACUGUGCAGUUAGUGGCAAAUACCCUGAAGUCUAUUCAAUUUAAAUCUGUUUAUGAUAAAAUGAUGCAACUUCUUCAAAGCUUGACAAGCCAGCUCAGAUCAAUUGACUUUAAGAAGAGCAUUGACGACCUCAAUGAAAGCAUGUCUUCAAUGCUUAGGUCAAUGAAGGAAUUUGAUUACCAUGCAUUUGUUGAUGAGACCAACGAGAAGAUUGCUGACCUUACUAACUAUAUCAAUGAGCAAAUUAAAACAUAUGAGGUUGUUCAAAAAAUUGAGGCCGUUAGGGAAUUUUUCAGAGAGAUCCAAAGUUCAAUCUUUACAUAUCUGGAAGGAUUGAAAAACACAAAGGUGGCUGAUGUUCUAAAGAAGCUGAAAAAUGUGCUUGAUACCACAUUUUUUAAUGACGUUUAUCUGAAAGUACAGGAUAUCCUUGAGGACAUGAGACAACGCAUCCUUGACAUGGAUAUCAGAGAUGAAAUGUAUAUUUACCUUCAAAGAGCAAGUGAGUCUUACACUAAUAUGGUUGCCUUUAUUUCUGCACAGUUAAACAAACUGAUAGAAAAGAUUGGAAAUGUUGUUAAAGACAGCGAGAUAACCAACCAGAUGAAACAAGCUCUAGAUACAACGCUGAGUGCACUGAAAAAAGCCGAAAUUGAAGUUGCCCCUUUUACUGUACCUCUCACUGACCUUAUCAUUCCAGGAUUUACAAUAAACCUGAACAAACUCCAGCAGAUAAGCAUCCCAGCUCAAAUUUCAGUCCCAGAGUUCACCAUCCUCAACUCUUUCACAAUUCCAGACUUUACCAUAGACUUUGAUGAAAUCAAAGCAAAUAUGAUCGCAAUCAUUGACAAAAUCAAAGGUUUUAAGAUUCAGUGGCCUGACCCUGAGGAUAUCUUUGGUGAGCUUAAAGUUCUUUACCUAACUGAACUACCAGACCUCACCUUUCCAGAGAUAACUCUUUCAGAAAUAAAAUUUCCCGCCAUCAACAUCCCUAAAUUGAAUCUGAAGGACUUUGACAUCACAAUGCUUCCAAUUCCAGACAUCAAAUUACCUGAAGUUCCCAGUGAAAUUUGUAUCCCAGUUUUCGGAAAACUCCAUGGAGAAUUUAUGGUGACCUCCCCAAUAUACACUCUUGUAACCACAGGGAAGGUGGAAAACUCAACAUCCAUACCCGAAAACCCACAGUUCACAGCCUAUAUCAGUUCGUAUGCCAAAUCACGUAUUGAGCCCUUCGAAUACACAUUCGAAGCCACUGCUCAGUUGGAAGCUCCCAGAAUGGAGAAGUUGCAAUUCACUGAACAAAUGAAAGCUACACAUAUGGCCUUCUCUAUUGAUAAUGAGGGAUCUUUGAUGCUCACUGGUUCCUCUGCUGAGGCAACUGCCAAAACUACUGCCAAAGCCACAACUGGAAUAUACACAGCAGACUUAGUCAACAAUAUGGGACUUACGUUGAACGAUGGAAUAUCUGCAGCAAUAGGUACAACUUAUAACCACAUGUUGGAAAUUCCCUCAAUUGAAACCUCAAGUCAGGCAUCAAUGACACAGAAUAUAGCAGCCACAGUGGAUUCUGGCAUAAUUGUUGUGACCAGUGAAACGACUGGGAAUGGGAAGUGGUCCAUUCAGGAUUACUCUGAUGAAGGAACACACAAAAGCAAAAUUGAGUUCAAUGUAGACGUUAACACCGCCAAGUUAACUUUUGCUGAAGAAAUGGACUGCAAGGCCUUGAAGUCAAAGAAAACACUAACUGCUGAGUCAGUUAUUUUAAGCCAUAUCACCGUUGAAGCAAGAUGUGAAACUGAAAUCCCAUCUGUCAAGAAGAGUGUUAUGACUUUAAAUGGAGAGGCUCAUGCUGGGGAUUUGAAAGUUGUACUGACAGCUUCUCAUGAUGCCGAAUUCACUGGAAAUGUGAUUGGAACUAUGGCUAACUCAUUGACAUUUAUCGCACAUCCUUUUGAACUUGAGCUCGAUUUUAAGAAUAAAGUUAACUCGAAGAUUUUCUUCCCCCUUAAACUCACUGGUAAGGUAGAUCUCCAGAACGAUUAUGGUGUCAUACUUAACACUGAAAAACAGCGUACUUGUUGGUUUGCUUUGGCAAGAUUCAACCAGUACAAGUACAAUCACAAUGUAACUGCAGAAAACAAUGAAAUGGACAUCUUCUCACACGCAUCAGCUAAUGGAGAGGCCAAUCUGGAUUUUUUGACUGUUCCUCUCCAUAUCCCAGAGAUAACCAUACCUUAUCUCGAUGUGAAAACACCUGAGGUCAGAGACCUCUCACUUUGGGAACAUGCUGGAUUUAAAACAUUGCUAACUACUCCUCAACAGUCGUUCGAUAUGAAUCUGAAGCUUCAGUACAACAAGAACCCUGAAGUGCACAGCUUUGAAUUACACCUUGAGCCGUUGUACAAUGCAAUCAGUGAUAAUGCCCACAACAUCCAGGUUAAAUUUGAAGACUGCAGAGACAAAGUAGUGACACUUCUAAAAGAUUCAUACAACCAAGCAAAGUCACAGUAUAUCAAGCACAAAGUCGACACCUCUAGCAUGCCUCCCAGAAUCUUCACUGUGCCAGGAUACAAAAUACCAAUUUUAAAUAUUCAGGUAUCUGCUUUCAGUGCUGAGAUGCCGGCCUUUAGCUAUUUUGUUCCCAAGGAGGUCAGCACACCAAGCUUCAAAAUUCCAGCACUUGGUUUCUCUGUGCCAUCAUAUACACUUGUGUUGCCAUCCCUGGAGCUACCUGUUGUCCAUGUUCCAGAAACUUUAAGUAAUAUGAAGCUUCCCACUUUCACACUACCAGACAUUCAGAACAAAAUUGAGAUCCCAGCUUUGGGUAACAUUACUUACGACUUCUCCUUCAAAUCCACUGUGAUUACCUUGAAUGCUAAUGCAGGCCUUUACAACCAGCCUGACAUUGUUGGCCGAUUCAGUGCUGUGUCUACAUCUGUGUUUGAGAUUUUGAAUGGAAAAAUGGAUGGCACCACCAGUUUGACAAGGAAGAGAGGAAUAAAAUUGGCCAAUACUGUGUACCUGGAGCAUAACAACUUGGAAGCAAACCAUGAAUGUGCUGUAAGUCUCUCCAAAAGAAGCAUCGAAGCUUCUGUAACCAACAAUGCAAAAAUCAAUCUACCCUUCCUCAAUCUAGAAUUGAAUCAGGAACUCACUGGAAAUACCAAGACCAAGACAAAUGUGGCGUCCAAGAAAAAAUUGAAAUACAUGUUUAACAUUCCUCUGAUUGAGUCUGUUGGAAAAGGAAACCUUGACAUGAACUGGGCAUUGGAAGCCCUUUCUUCCUAUGUGUCACUGGAGACUUCUACUAAAGGAAAGUCAGAAAUAACAACAAUGGACAGCUGUACCUUAGCUGGAGAAAUAGAAAAUGAGGCCACUUUCUACCUUAAUGCCAAUGGCCUUCGUUCAACUAUCAGGACUGCCUUAGACUCAACCAUUGACAAACUGGCUAAACAAAAGCGGAGUUCAAACAAUAUCUUCCAGUUUGACUUGAAUGAAAACUUGGCUCUCGAAGUCUCCUUGCGACGUGUGUUUGCUAAAGUAGAUUACACAAGCAACAACAAAGUUGAUUUGGACUCUUUUAACACAUUUGGGAAGCACAUUGUUAUAGGUGAACUAGAUUUUGUUCCUCUAACAACGGUCAAGACAACAUUGAACAUUGAUGCAAGUCAGCCAAGUAGUUUUGGUCAUGCUGGACUCAUUCAGAACAUCAACCUUGCCAUCAGCUCAGAGAAACAGUCUUUCACCUGGAGUGGUAAAGAACAGCUGGCAUCGCUCAUCCAUGCUUGUGAUUUAGUUGUGUCCAAUGAUGAUUCUAAAAUACGCAUGGACUUGACCGGCUCAGUAGAAGGCCACCUUGCUUUUUUGAAGUCAGUUAAGCUUCCAGUGUAUCAGAAGACUCUCUGGGAUGUGCUCAAGUUUGAUCAGUUCACAAAUAUGGAAGACUUACAAUUCCUCAACGUGUCUUCAAGCGUUGUAUACACAAAGACCAUGGACGGCCAGGAGUAUACAAUACCAACUAAAAUAUUUGAAGAUGGUGUCAUUUUUAACAUCCCUGAGAUUCACAUUACCAUGCCUUCUUGGUUGAAAGACAUUCCUAAAUCCUUAAGGGAAAUAGACAUGCGAUUUGAAAACCAUGAUUUCCCUGAUCACCUGACUUUGCCCCCUGUUUUCUCUGUUCCAGCCUUUGAUGUACCAUACAACUUGCAUGUGGAACCUUUUACAAUUGAUCCAAAAAAUCUUAACAUCCCCAAGGUGAUCACAACUACAGCCUUUGAGAUCAUGCUGCCUGGCUUACCAAUAAUGUCAGUGCCAAGCUACGAUAUUAACACAGAGUAUGUACAAGGGAAGAUGUCAUUCCUUUCAUUAAUGGUGCCACAAUAUGAUAUCACAGUGCCCUCUUUCACAUUACCCAAGUCAUUAACCAUUGGAGAGCACACUCUCAACUUGAAUGAAAUUACAACCCAGAUUUCAAACUUUGAGCUCCCAACUAUCGUCAUUCCAGAGCAAAAAAUUGAAAUCCCUGAAUUUGCUCUACAUCUGCCUUCGGGUUUGUUUAUCCCAGCUUUUGGAGCCCUCCUUGCCAAUCUCAAGGUUUCCUCCCCCAUUUAUAAUGUGUCAACAACUGCGCUUCUGGAGAAGAAGGACUCCAGCCUUCUGACUUCUCUGAAUUCAGUUUGUACUUCUACAAUGAUCUUCUUGGAAUACGAUCUCUCUGCCAGCGCAACUCUUGGAUUUGAUAAUGGAUUUUUCAAUCUAAAUGGGAAGGGCAACUUGAUUCAUAGCGAUGUUAACGUCAACUGGCAACAAUUUUUGACACAAAACCUGAGGAUGAAGCGACAAACCCCUCCAGCUGAUUCAAUGGAGUCUCGUCAUACUCUUAAUGUUGACAUCAUCAGCCCAACAUUUGCUGAUGGGAACUUCCGCUUGACUUCCCGCAAAGACGGCAUCACUGCAUCGAUGUCUUCACCAUCAGCUGGUUUCCUUGGGUUGCAUUUGCAGCGGAGAUCUGCGUCACAGCUGUAUGGAAAACUGUUUAGUCGCUACCUGUCUACUCCUGACAAGGAUACUGAUGUCUUUACUGCCAAAGCAACUCUGAAAAACUCCCUAAAGUUGAUCUUCCAGACAUCAUGGAAUUGGGACUUCCUCAAUGAUUUGUUUGAGGGCACCAAGGAGAGGAUUCCUGCUAUCACAGAUGCUGUUCUUAAGUUCAUAAACAAGUAUCACAUAGCCCACUUUGGUUUUGAUCUCAGCCGUGGCGGCUUAAAGCUGAAAAACACAGUUUCCAAUGGCAUAGAGAGAGCCUACCACGAGGUUCCUUUAUCUUUUAACACACUUCAGAACUCAAUCGAAAACAUUUUUGAUCAAGGAAAAGACAUGUACAGGAAGGCUUCCGACAGCUUGAUGUCCUUAAGUAUGCAAGAUGCUGUGGACAGGUUGGCUCGGGAUGCUAGGCAAGCCUUGAAACGCAGUGAAGAAAAGGUUUAUGCCCUGAUAGAUGCUGUCGCACAGUUCUUAAGUGACCUGAGGUUUCCAGUACCUGGCUCUGAAGAGAAGCUCUCGGGCCUGGAGAUGUUUCAACGAGCUCGACGGUCUGUUUCUAGAUCCGUCGAAAGAGCAAUGCAAAGAUUCUCCAGCCUCAUGACAAAGAUUUAUACGUACAUCCGGGAUAUAGAGUUCACUAUACCUGGAACUGCGGUUGUUGUUAAUGGAAAUGAGAUCAUGGAUAAACUGGAGUCUUUCGGAAGAUCUGUUUACAAUCAGCUUAGACGUUCAGUGCGCAGAGGAUUUGAAUUGCUUCAAAAGACAGUUUAUGAUCUUCUGCAAGUGAUUGCUGAGAAAGGGCAGAAUUUAAUCAAUUACCUAAAAGAUGAAAAUGUGGAAAUUGCCUCUGAUGUUGAAGCCUUCCAUGCAAAGGUUCUGCAGUCUUCAAAACAACGUAUAGAGAAAGCAAAGGGAUUUGUGGCUGAUUAUAAAGAUCUAACCAAAAUGAAGAUUCAAGAUGCUUAUAAUGCUUUAAAUAUGGAGUUUGUGAAUAACGAUACCGGAGAGAUUAUCAACAUUUUGCAGUCACAGCUCUACGGAGGACUUAAUGGAGGUGUAGAUCUGAUGAGAAGUUUGUCCCAAAGCACAGCGCCGUACAUCAGAGUGAGCAACAAAAAGAUGGACGUGGAAAUUCCUUUACCCUUCUUCUGGAAGUCUUUCAGUGAAUGGCCGACACAGUCCAGGCAGUAAAGAAUGCCUUUCCUGAUGAAGUGUUUACCUUAUGCCAGAACAAAUUUAUAGUCUUUGUAAAAAAUCUUCUUUCUUGGAUGUCAAUAAAAAUGAGUUUCGAGGUGUUUUAGCCUGAAUGACAAGCAAGUUAUUUUUAAUGUGAGAUUUAUUUAAAUUUGACAAUUCACACAAUUAUGAGCUACCAAUGUUUGCAUGGAAGUUAGUUUUUUGAUGAUGAUGUUCAAUAAAACUACACUGAAUAAAAAAUUGUUUCACUCUGUUUGUGCCAACAAUACUACA
Molecule: messenger RNA, 13473 nt
Organism: Labrus bergylta (ballan wrasse)
Lineage: Eukaryota; Metazoa; Chordata; Actinopteri; Labriformes; Labridae
Gene: apoba
Product: apolipoprotein Ba
Biological process (GO): cholesterol homeostasis; triglyceride mobilization; lipoprotein transport
Cellular component (GO): low-density lipoprotein particle; mature chylomicron; very-low-density lipoprotein particle
Molecular function (GO): low-density lipoprotein particle receptor binding; cholesterol transfer activity
Source: RefSeq, a predicted model, not a curated record